Raphanus sativus (radish) is the source of this 817-nucleotide messenger RNA. Its product is annotated as PLAT domain-containing protein 2-like. The transcript has 2 exons. NCBI's taxonomy places the organism in Eukaryota, Viridiplantae, Streptophyta, Magnoliopsida, Brassicales, Brassicaceae. The record is from RefSeq and is a predicted model, not a curated record. Gene Ontology annotation, molecular function: protein binding. The coding region runs from base 90 to 626 and encodes 178 amino acids.
UUCUCCUUUAAAUCUCAAGUCUCAAACUAUAUAAAUAGUGGACAGACAGACAGAACAAAUAUUCAUUUCUUACAUUCAUAUCAACAACUAUGGCUCGCAUUGACUCUCUCCUCCUCUCCCUCCUCCUCAUCGCCACCGUCUCUGUCGCCGCAUUGGCCGAACAAGAAUGCGUCUACACAUUUAAAAUCAAAACCGGAACGAAAGAUGACUCCGGCACCGAUUCAAUCAUAGGGGCUUCAAUCUCGGACAAAACUGGUCAGCACAUCGACAUUGGAGACCUAGAGAGAUGGGGUGGUGUAAUGGGACGAGGUCACGACUACUACGAGAACGGCAAUCUUGAUAUUUUCAGUGGGACAGCGCGGUGUCUUCCGAGCCCAGUGUGCUUUUUGAAUCUGAACUCUGACGGCUCCGGUGAUAAGCCCGGCUGGUAUGUUCAAUACGUGGAGGUAAAGACGACCAGAGCUGGAGCUGAGACCAAGCGUCAGUACUUCGAUGUAGAGCAGUGGCUUGCCGUCGACGAGCCGCCGCAUGAGCUAUCUCUCGAACGGAACAACUGCCCGCAGGUGGUGAGUGCCAGUGUCGGUGUCGGGUGUGAGAACAGGAAGUGCAUCUCUUCAAUCGUCUGAAAGCGUCGAGGGGACGUAACAUGGCGAUAUAUAAUGCAAAAUUGAAUAAAAAAAAUUUCUGUCAACGCGUGACAGCAAUAUUGUUAGAUUGAAUAAAACUGCCUCUCCUUGUGAGUGUGGGAUGGCAUUGAUUUCCAAUCCAAUUUAACUGUGAGAGUCAAACAAUUGGUUAUCUUUAAUUAUCUUAAACU